Molecule: messenger RNA, 3846 nt
Organism: Biomphalaria glabrata
Lineage: Eukaryota; Metazoa; Mollusca; Gastropoda; Planorbidae
Product: pituitary homeobox 1-like
Exons: 4
Coding region: 938-2143 (401 amino acids)
Biological process (GO): regulation of DNA-templated transcription
Molecular function (GO): DNA binding; DNA-binding transcription factor activity, RNA polymerase II-specific
Source: RefSeq, a predicted model, not a curated record
GGGUAAGAGAAAGACUAACUCGAGUUGCGGUUCCUGAGAAAAAGAAAAAAAAAAGCGCGCGUGUGUGUGUAUGGUUGAUUUUAAUCAGAGCUAGACAGUAGGGGGCAUAAGCAACAAACAUACUCCACAUUUAAAAGAAAAAGUCAUUUCCAUUAUUCAGUCAAAGAAAAAGAUUUUUUGCCAGAAUAGGAGGGAAAAAAAACCCCCAGAAUCAUCGGACUUAAUUAUUUCGUUUCUUAAGCUUUUCAUUCCGAAAUUUUUGUUUAAAUUUUUCCUUACCAAAAGUUGUAAUAGUGAAAGUUCUGGAUUUACAGUUCAACUGAGGACGCAACGAAACAAAAACAUAUUUUUUCCCCCCUUCUUGACGAAGAUAAUUUCAGAAGAAACUAAAGGCAUUCAGGGAUUGGUGCCAGUGUUGUGGAGAGGGUCCUGGGGGAGAGUUUCGCUUCCGCCUCGACCUGCAGAAAGAAUGCUCAGAUAUAUUUGCGUCUCCCCCCCGUUCGUUCUUCAAGCCACGUCUCUCCCCCCUCUGGCAAGCUAUUAGGCGGUUAGUUUCUAACGAGUGAAUCGGAGUAAGUGAGGCGGUGUUUGUUUGUUGUAGCAGUGAUACAGUGAUAGACGCCUGGAGUUGGAUUACCAAUUGUUGUCUAUUGGAUUAGGUCUUUUCCUUUUAAUUGCAGAGACCAAUCCAAGUCAUCAGAGAUUCUCCAGGACAAGAUUGAAUGUUUUAUACUGGGACAAGAAUUUCUUUCUCUUUCACUGUAAGACACUGAUUCCCCACAACAAGAUUUUGAAUAUAUAGCAUCUCAAAGAUAAGUAACAUCAGAUACAAAAUGAUAGCAAGAAGAAAACAAUUUGUUUUACAAAGAUAGUUUCUUUAAAUCUGAAGGAGUUGAUUCUGUAUCUAGUCAGUAUAUUGAAAAGGUGAAAGGUCACAAUGAGCAGUUACGCCAUUUCCGCCACCCCACCACACGAUCGCCACAGCCUGCACCACGUGACGAGCAGCGGGGGUAACUCCAGCGUCCCCAACGUCAACGGAGGGGGUAACUUCUACUACCAGUUCCCUCCCAGCUUCGACAAGCUGCAGCAUGCUUACCACCAGGCCAACCUUUUGGGUUACGCCAGUAAACCCAACUUCAGCGUCAGCCACCUGCUGGACUUGAAGAACAAUAACAACAACGGCUGCAGCAGCCUGCUUAACGACGAGGAGGAGGACGAGGAAGGCGAGGAGAGUGACGAGAACGUGGACAGCAAACCUUGUCUGAUGAACGCUUCCGGCGCCAGCAGCCACGCCGGAAGUUUCCAGCCCUCAGCCCCGAACCACAGCUUCGGCAAAGACAUGGGCGCCGGGAUGCACUCUCACCACCACCCCGGAAUGCCACACCAGCAGCAACAGCAGCACCACCAGCUGCAGAACUACCCGGGGCUACCCUCGCUCCAGCCCCUUCCGGACCAGACUGUUCCCAACAAGGCGACCCCACCCAGCCCCAGAAGCGGACGUACACCCGAGGAGUCCGGGAAUAUGUUGAUUAACUCGGAAAAGUACCUGCCCGGCGUGGCCCGAGUGGACAUGUCUGGCCAAGAUGAGAACAACAACAGCAAUAAUGAAAGCGACGAAGACAGAAAGAGCGAUAAUGAAAGUCGGCGCAAGAGGAAACAGAGACGCAAUAGGACGACCUUCAACAGCACCCAACUGGCGGCCCUGGAACGAGUAUUCGAAAGGACGCACUAUCCUGACGCCUUCGUGAGGGAAGAGCUGGCCAGGAGGGUCAACCUGAGUGAGGCCAGAGUUCAGGUCUGGUUCCAAAACAGAAGAGCCAAGUUCCGCCGAAAUGAGAGGAAUUUGAUGGCCCAACGGCAGACCAUCUACGGAAGAGGCAGCGUGGAGGGAACCCCAAUCGAACAGCCCAUUACUCCUCGCGCUACGCCCAUGUCGACGGAUUAUCUCCCGUGGGCAGGGUCAGGAUACGGCGCCCAGCCUUCCUCGGGAUCGCCAGGGUCGAGCUGCGCCAUGGGGUCGCCACACUCCUUCGGAAGCUCGGCCUCCGUUGGAUCCAGCUUGGCCUGCCUCAGAUUGAAGGCUCACGAGUACAACUCCAGCCUCCAGACGUCUCCGUAUUUGCAUCAUCAGAUGCCUCAAUGAUGAAGUUAAAAACCUACACUGGGAAAUAUUUGUGUAAUAUGAUCAAACAGUAUUCCAUACAUUUUAAGUAUUACAAUUGGUGUGCCUUAUAGGUUUAUUCAAUGUAUUCGUUGGAGAAUUCUACGGAAAACGAAAUUGUCACGUACUAUAUUUAUUCUUUGUUCAACAUUUUAUUUGUGAUGUAAUAAUAAAUGAAGCUUUAUUAACCAACUGACUGCAAGAAAUAAAUGACAUUUAUGUAGCUUAGAGCUAAAAGAAAUCAAUAAUGACAUUGUCAUCCUGGACAUCAAGAACUUUUAAAUAAAUUUGAGAAUUCGGGACAUGAAAUCACAUGAUCAAGUUCAGUCAAACACUUUUUAUUCUGUAAUAUAAAAACAGGACUGCACAAUCUCAAGUAAAACAAAAAACACGAAUGGAAAGAAAUGAAACUAAACAAAAAGAAGAAACAAAUAAUUGGAAGUUUUAGGACUGUGAUGCUCGAACUACGACCCUGGGGCCAUAUUGAGCAUGUAAUGCGGUGAUUUCCGGCCCUUCGAAAGUUCUGCCCACAAAUUGAAGCAGCAGACGACAAGUUUCAUUGAACUCUUUAACAUUCUUUUGCAUUGAGGGGGCACGUGGCAUGUUUCUGAAAUUGAUAUGAAAUUGAUAAGAAAUUGAUAUGGCCACUAAAUUGAAAAAGCAAACCGCUGUUUAAGGAGACUUCAGUGCUGCUUCCAGAGAGUUUUUGUGAAUACAUAGACAGUGUUGGAUUUAUCUGUAGGUAACAUACGCUGCAUCAUGCCCCCCGCCCCCCCCCCCCCAAAUUGCUUAGGAGACCCAAAAAGAUGGUCCAGGGAUAUUUUCAGUCAUUUUGAAGUAAGAACAAAGGAGAAAUAGCCUUAUGUUAAUUAUAUCUCAAAUAGCGUAGGGCCUUAUAAAGACAAAAUCCGUCCCUGAAAACAGGACUACAUCUAUUUCUUUAACCCGACGAAUGACCCAUUGUGAUUUAUUUGACCAUUUCAUGCCAUUCAAUUCAUUCAACUGAGACGCCAUUUUGCUCUCACAGGAAUAGAGGAAAGUAGCUGGUAGCAGAUGGACUCUGAAAUAGACAGAGAGCUCUCACGAAGGCCUCGGGGCACACAUUUGAGGCCAAAAGAAAGCCCUUGCAGAAGACAGGCGCAGAAGAAAAUAUGAAGAAGACCCCCACGAUGCGGAAAAAUACGCAGGUCGCAACUGGUAGCCAUGUGGUAGCCAUAGUCUUUGGAAUCUAAGACAUUGCCAUUAUUAUUACUAAGCUCAACAAACUAUCAAUAUUUGGAAUUUGUAAAUGUUUUGCCUGGCACUGCUAAAUGAAUUACUUUUUUAAACAAAAAAAUUCUAAGAUUAAAACACUUCUUCCAAAUUUCACAAUCUACCUUGAAGACAUGCAAUUUUAAGAUUGACUGGCCAAGUGGUAUGUGAUUCGGAUGGUCGGCGGAGUGGUUUUAGGUUCAGGUCUUGCUGGUCGUCAUCCUCUACCACACUGCCUGUUAUAACCACUGAAAAGUAUAACAUUAACAGCUAAAAGUGUCAUAGCUGUUGCCCGUUCUAGUAGAAUCGAACCAACGACGGAAACCAGAGGAAAGGGAGAAUACCGCCGAUUUAUUUAUUGUUCCUGAAUUGGUAGUCCUAGAUCAUUAUGCGUUGUGUCCCUUGUAUUGUCAAUGAUAUGAGCUUUUAUUUUA